AUGCACAAGUACCAACCCCGGUUCCACCUGGUGAGAGCCAACGACAUCCUGAAGCUGCCCUAUUCCACCUUCAGGACGUACGUCUUCAAAGAGACGGAGUUCAUCGCAGUCACUGCCUACCAGAAUGAAAAGAUAACGCAAUUGAAGAUUGACAAUAAUCCUUUUGCGAAAGGAUUUAGAGACACGGGAGCUGGGAAAAGAGAAAAGAAUCUGUCGGUGUACCGCAGGCAGGCGUUGUUGACGGCGAGGUCUGACACGAGAGAUGACGACGACGAACGCCCCCUGGACGUAGGGGGCCCUUCGAGUCCACCUCCACCAGCGCCCACCACCCAGCACUCCACCAGCUCGUGGUUCACAUCGAGCGGAGGCGGUGCAGACUCCGGGCCCGAAGAAGCUGGAUCCGACUCCUCUUGCUCCGGGGGCCCCCGGGCGCAAUCCCCUCCUCCAGGACCUUCUAGACCCUCUCCAGCACCAGAUGUCUCUUUGGGUCCCCCAGUCCAACCGCCUCUCUUACCAUAUCUGUAUCCGCCAUCGUUAUAUCCGCCGCCAUUCUUCCCGCCGCAUCAAAUGCCUCCCGGGCUCCUCUUCAACCUUCAUCCCCUCUUGCAGCAGUAUUCUCUGCCGCCCCCUCCCGCGCCGCCGGCACCGGCCCCCGCCCCGUCGCUGAGCAAAACGCACAGGUUUGCGCCGUACGCUCUACCGGGCCUUGGAUCGGCCUUCGAACAAGUCGCUCCUAGAGCGAGGAGCUUGUCAUCGUCUCCAGCGCGGCCGCGAGUGGGGUCACCGCCGGCGAGGGCCGCCUCGGCUGACCCCCCGCCGGAUGCCCCCACCUCUACGACGACCCCGACGACGCCUCCCGCGUCUGACCUCAAGAGCAUCGAGCGGAUGGUGAACGGCCUCGACGUGGAAACUCAGGACUGA
Messenger RNA from Leptosia nina, 921 nucleotides. The record is from the annotation of a GenBank genome assembly. Lineage: Eukaryota; Metazoa; Arthropoda; Insecta; Lepidoptera; Pieridae.